Molecule: messenger RNA, 894 nt
Organism: Didymosphaeria variabile
Lineage: Eukaryota; Fungi; Ascomycota; Dothideomycetes; Pleosporales; Didymosphaeriaceae
Exons: 4
Coding region: 1-894 (297 amino acids)
Source: RefSeq, a predicted model, not a curated record
AUGGCCAGCAAUAUCAGAACGGUAGUUGCAACGGGUGCAACAUCAGGUCUGGGGUUCGAAGCAAUCAAGCAGCUCCUAGCAGAGAGUCAGUCGUACCGCCUCAUUCUCGGAGCUCGUGACCUCAAGAGAGCAGAGAAAGAGUUCAGCGACUUGCAUUACGACAGGCAGAAGCACAGCUUGGUUUUUCUUCCACUUCAGCUCAAUGAUCUCCGGACUGUUAGGACAUUUGCGACAGAGACUCUCGAAAAGCUCGGAUCGUCUAAGAUUGAUCUUUUGUUGCUGAACGCCGGAAUCAACAAACCGGCAGAUGAGCCGGGCAUCAAUGGCUCAAAGUGGUGCGAAUCGUACAUUGUCAAUUCUCUGUCUCAGCAUUAUUUGACACAUCUGCUUCGCGAGCGUCUUGCGGGUCGUGUCGUCAUUGUAUCCUCUGGGGCAAUUCGAGGCGUGUCCGAUUCAGCCCGUGUGGAGCAGCUGGAAAAGGAAUUGACCGCUAAUUCUGGCACUCAAUUUCAGCGAACCUACGAGGAUAGCAAAUUCACCCAGUUGCUCACAGCGCAUUGGUGGCGUCGCGAGCUCGAAGGUCAAGCGCAAGUCGUCGCUGUUUCUCCAGGGCUAAUUCCGGAUACGAACCUGGCCCGACACGCUAUGGAGAGGAUGAAUUUUAAGUUCCCAGACUCUAUCAUGAAGGACGCCAGAAGCAUUACGGAAGGAGCCCAAUCGAUUCUGGCGGCAUACACAAGGCAAGACACCCCGCAGGAUCCGGCGCAGAUUUUCUUGACAAGCUGGGGGGAAUGGUGGCCUUUGGACGUUCUUGCAACAUCGCUAGACACGGUGCUUCAAGAUAAAUGGUGUCCUUCUUUGACGCAAAUUGAGAAGGAGGAGGUUGUGGAGUAG